Messenger RNA from Saccoglossus kowalevskii, 1506 nucleotides. RefSeq names its product cholinesterase pseudogene. Lineage: Eukaryota; Metazoa; Hemichordata; Enteropneusta; Harrimaniidae. The record is from RefSeq and is a predicted model, not a curated record.
AUGGCAAUCAAGACAAGUACAACGUCUUUAAUCCUAGUAGCAUUAUUGCAACUACUUCUUCGAUACUCUGUCGCCGAUGAAUGGCCGAUUAUACAAUCGACACGAUUUGGCGAUAUCCAGGGUAAAAGAAAAAACGUUCUGAACAAAGAAGUAGACACAUUUUUGGGUAUUCCAUACGCGCAACCACCAGUUGGCGAAUUAAGAUACAAACCACCGAAACCAUGGAUAACUAGAUGGGAUGGACCUCUUGAUGCAACGGAAUUUGGAAACAACUGUUGGCAGCCCAAACUGUCUUUGGAUCACCCUGGUUUGAUGUGGCAGUUUGCCACUGAAUCAUUGAAUGAAGAUUGUUUGUUUUUGAAUAUAUGGUCUCCUUACCCACGGAGAUCCGAUGCCGCAAUCAUGGUGUGGUUCCACGGUGGCAGUUUCAAUUGGGGGUCCUCUGGGGUAAAAGAAUACAACGGACAAGUACUCGCAGUCACCCAAAAUGUCAUCGUAAUUACAGUCAAUUACCGGUUGGGACCGCUUGGAUUUCUAUCUCUAGGAAACUCCGAAGUCCCUGGGAAUGUCGGAUUAAUGGAUCAAGCUAUGGCUCUCCGAUGGGUCAAGGAAAAUAUUGCCAAUUUUGGCGGUGAUCCGGAAUUGGUGACUAUUUUUGGCAGCAGUGCUGGUGGAGCGUCUGUCGGAUAUCACUUAUUUUCCCCAAUAAGUCGCGUUCUUUUUCGACGCGCGAUUUUAGAGAGCGGUACUCCAAAUUCGCCCGCGUUAAGGCCGAUAGACGAUGAAACAAACACGGUAAAUACAAAAAAACUCAUUGAAAGUCUAGGGUGCAUGUACGACGAGCGAGAUCUCGCACAUCCUGACACCAUCGAAUGUUUGAGAAAUAAACCAGCCGAGGAUGUCACAUCCAAUGUCUUCGCCGGUAAAAACCAUAAUAUCGUCAUCGACGGCGAGUUUCUAGAUCGCGAUUUCGACACCAUGAUGGCAGAACACGAUUUCAAAUCGACUGAAAUAAUGGUCGGAAACUGUGAAAGGGAAUGGAUGAUCAACUUGUAUCUGAAUAAUUUCUAUAGCCUAGAAAGCCAAAAUCCGCUGACUCAUGCGCUGUAUCGUAAAUACGCACACCCUUGCAUUAAAGGCGCUAACCUGAGUUCCGCUGUGACGGAAUCGGUUUAUUUCCAUUAUACAGACUGGACGGAUCCGUACAACCCCAUCAAACUUCGUGAUGCGGUGGACGCAAUAUGUGGUGACUACAAACUGAGCUGUCCCUCCGUUCAAUUCGUACACACAUACGCAAUGGCUGGUAAUCCAGCCUACUACUACUCUUUACACAAACGUGCGAAUGCAAGUCCGUGGCCGGAGUGGAUGGGGGCCGUGCAUGGUCAGGAGAUCACUUACGUGUUUGGACACCCACUGGACGUGACAAAUGAAGGCUUCCUUAAAGAAGAUGUAUAUCUAAGCAAACAAAUGAUGAAGCACUGGGCCAAUUUCGCCAAAUAUGGGUGA